Molecule: messenger RNA, 1941 nt
Organism: Eriocheir sinensis (Chinese mitten crab)
Lineage: Eukaryota; Metazoa; Arthropoda; Malacostraca; Decapoda; Varunidae
Exons: 2
Coding region: 16-1875 (619 amino acids)
Molecular function (GO): RNA binding
Source: RefSeq, a predicted model, not a curated record
AAAUUAGUGAGCACAAUGUUCCCUAAAACCUGCAGCAAGCACAACAUCCGACGCACCGUGCUCGGCACCUGCGUCGUGCUGGGCGGGGCUCGGCCCAACAAGGUGACCAUCACCCUUUGCCGGCGUCGGGGGUGCUGGCGAGCCCUCAGCUCGCGGAAGGUGGCCGCCUUCGCCUUCCCGGAGGCGUCCGGCCCCACCUCCGUCACUGCCCCGCUGGACCUGGAGUACCUCUUCAGGUGCAGCGGGAAACCAGACGCCGAAGCCACGCAGAUCAAGAUCUGUGUGGCGUACCGCCGCGGUGCAACUCGCAAGGCCCGCGUUAGCCUGGAGGAGUUCCUGGAGGCGCUGCUGGACGGAGGGCGACCUGGCAGCUUCUACUUGUACAUCUAUGAAGACAAAGUCGGCCUCCAGCAAGCCAGUCAGCAGUUCCAGGCCCUUCCCACAACAUGGCCACUGGAACAGAAACCCGACAAGGGAAAGAAGGCCAUGUAUACUGAAGGAAACACCGCCAAUGAUGAAGACACCUACAACGAAUGGAAAGCUUACCUAGAAAAGGUGUUUGCGGUGGACGAUCAUGACGAUGACACUUACAAUGACGAUGACACCUACAAUGACGAUGACACCUACAAUGAUGAAGACACCUACAACGAAUGGAAAGUUUACCUAGAAAAGGUGUUUGCGGUGGAAGAUCAUGACGAUGACACUUACAAUGACGAUGACACUUACAAUGACGAUGACACCUACAAUGAUGAAGACACCUACAACGAAUGGAAAGUUUACCUAGAAAAGGUGUUUGCGGUGGACGAUCAUGACGAUGACACUUACAAUGACGAUGACACUUACAAUGACGAUGACACCUACAAUGAACGGAAGGAUCUCCCGGAAAGGGUGCUUACGGUGAAAGAUAAAGACUUUGGCGAGGCGGCGCACGAGGUUGUGGAAGCCUCUGAUGUCGAUGCAACAGAAGAGGAGGAAGCCUCAAAUGUUUCUGCCGCGAAAGAGGAAGAAGAAGAAGCCUCUGAUGCUGGUGACGCAGAAGAGAAAGAAGCCUCUGAUGUUCCUGCCGCAGAGGAUGAAGAAGCCUCUGAUGUCGGUGCCGCAGAGGAUGAAGAUGCCUCUGAUGUCGGUGCCGAGGGAGAGGAGAAAGCCUCUGAUGUUACCGCCGUAGAGGAAGAAGAAACCUCUGAUGUUCCUGCCGCUGAAGAGGAAGAAGCCUCUGAUGUUACCGCCGCAGAGGAGGAAGAAACCUCUGAUGUCGGUGCCGCUGAAGAGGAAGAAGCCUCUGAUGUUACCGCCGCAGAGGAGGAAGAAACCUCUGAUGUCGGUGCCGCUGAAGAGGAAGAAGCCUCUGAUGUUCCUGCCGUAGAAAAGGAAGAAGCACCUGAUGUUCCUGCCGCAGAGGAGGAAAAAGCCACUGAUGUCGGUGCCACAAGAGAGGAAGAAGCCUCUGAUGUUCCUGCCGUAGAAAAGGAAGAAGCCUCUGAUGUUCCUGCCGCAGAGGAGGAAAAAGCCACUGAUGUCGGUGCCACAAGAGAGGAGGAAGCCUUUGACGUCGGUGCCGCAGAAGAGGAGGCACCACUGCACAGAGAAGCCUCUCGGGGCGAAGUCCAUUCACCAGUGACCGUCCCUGCCGCCCGCGCCACAGUUUCCCUCGCCUACCGCAGCCUCACCGUGGCGCAGAGAUUCAUCUCCCGCCUCGCAGGACCCGGUGACCGCCAGCUGGAGGACCUGCGGCGGAGCCACGGCGUCAGCAUCGUGCGGGUCAGGCGAACCCUGCACAUCAAGGGCGACAGGGACGCUGUGCUGCGGUGCCACCGAGACAUACGCGACGAGAUCGCCGAGUGGCGGAGGCGCGAGGCCGCUGAGGUUCAGUAAGCGAGCCACAGACAUGCCUGUGACCCGUGACGGCCGCCUUAGCACCAUGUUUCUUAGCAUUUCUUA